Molecule: messenger RNA, 1676 nt
Organism: Seriola aureovittata
Lineage: Eukaryota; Metazoa; Chordata; Actinopteri; Carangiformes; Carangidae
Gene: stradb
Product: STE20 related adaptor beta
Exons: 13
Coding region: 387-1676 (429 amino acids)
Biological process (GO): protein phosphorylation
Molecular function (GO): protein serine/threonine kinase activator activity; protein kinase activity; ATP binding
Source: RefSeq, a predicted model, not a curated record
AUUAAAAGUCCUGUCAAGAUUACAUUUUCGCUUGGGGACAUUGUGCGGCUCAUUACUGACAGUAAAACUCGUUACUUUUAACUUCCUUCGUAUAAUUUUGACAAAGAAUGAUAGAAGAUAAUCUUUGUAAACAAAACGUUGUGUAGGUUUUCAGGCUGUCCUUUGUAUUUUUAACUUGUUUACGUCGAGGCGCCUGAGCUGCUGUCGACAGGAGAAGGCUGCACGGUCUUCCUUUCGAUGUCAACGCCUUCACUGACUGGACUGGACGGGGAUCUCCGCUGGUGAAUUUCUUAUCAUUUCCUCCGAUCUGUAGAUCAGUUGAUGCAGCCAGCCUGUGAGCGGAUGAAUGCCAAAGCCUCUGGUUUUACCGUCGCCAAAAGGACUCCAUGUCUUUCUUGGAUUGUUCCUGCAUCUCCCACGCUCAGGUCCAGCCCAUGGACAUAGAGGAGCGCUAUGAGGACACCAGCCACCAGUUCCUGAGCUGUGACGGUUCUGAAUACACUCUGCAAGGGCCAGCAGGUGGUGAUGACAUCACAGGGCUGUCGGCUGACCCAGCCCACUACCAGCUACUGUCAGAGCUGGGGAGGGGCUUCAAUAACCUGAGCCAGGUGAGCAUGGCACGGCACAACCCUACUGGCCAGCUGGUGGCCGUCAAACAAACCAACCUGGACGAGUGCACCGAGGAGGAGCUGCUGCAGCUCAUGAACGAGGUUCUGCUUUCACGGCUUUUCCGUCACCCCAACCUGCUGACCUCCCGCCUGGUUUUCAGCUCCUGCUGCCAGCUGUGGGUCCUCACACCGCUCAUGGCCUACGGCUCUGCAGACACUUUACUGAGGACAUAUUUCCCAGAUGGAAUGAGUGAAUCCCUGAUAGCGUACUUGCUGUACGGUGUGCUGAAAGCGCUGGAAUACCUGCACCGGAUGGGCUACGUUCACCGGGGGGUGAAGGCCAGUCAUAUCCUGCUGUCAGGGGAGGGGCGUGUUUACCUCUCAGGGCUCCACAGUGUUUACAGUAUGAUGCGUGAGGGGAAGAGGAUGAGGGCGGUGUUCGACAUGCCCCAUCACAGCCCCGCCCUGCUGCCCUGGCUCAGCCCUGAACUACUGCGACAGGACCUGCACGGUUACGGAGUGAAGUCAGAUAUCUACAGUUUAGGUAUUGUGGCCUGUGAGCUGGUCAGCGGCAGGGUGCCCUUCCAGGACAUGCCCCCCACUCAGAUGCUGCUUCAGAAGCUGCGCGGCUCCCACUGCUGCCUGCUCGAUGUGGCUCCCUUCCCGCUCGGCGAGCUGGGGGGGCUGAAGGUGUCGCGGUCCGGGGUGGACUCUGGCAUCGGGGAGAGCGUGGCCACCGGAAGCCUGACACACAGCGCCACCGCUCCUCCCACCGACCGACCUCAGAGCCCCGGACCUAAAAACCACUCGGCCACCCUGCACAACCUGGUCCAGCUGUGUCUGCAGCAGCAGCCUGAGCGCAGACCAUCAGCAUCUUCACUGUUGACCCACGCCUUCUUCAAGCAGGUGAAGAGGCACACUAGAGACUCCUUCCUCAGCCUCAUGUACCCAGCAGUGCCCCUCACCAGCCCCGAGGACCCUCCAGUGUCCUGUCCCCCUGGUCCGUCCUGCCAUGCUCCGACACCGUCCACCGCCGACACUCCUGAGGCUGUUUGGGACUUCUCCUAA